Molecule: messenger RNA, 1668 nt
Organism: Prunus armeniaca (apricot)
Lineage: Eukaryota; Viridiplantae; Streptophyta; Magnoliopsida; Rosales; Rosaceae
Source: the annotation of a GenBank genome assembly
AUGAAAGAACCAGAAACCGACCCAAUGGCAGUCUCAAGCCAGCUCCUUUCUUCACUGGUGGAACAAAUCCCGCUCAUCCAAAACUUCAAGGGCAAAUGGGCCUUAAUCCGAGCAAAGCUCUCGGAGCUCCAGGCCCAGCUCACCGACUUCGCCGACUUUCCAACCUUCACCUCCCACCCUCUCUCCCUCCACCUCCUCCUCUCCGUCUCUCAGACCCUCGGCGACGCCGUUUCGCUCUCCCAGAAAUGCCAGACCCCCAAUCUCUCCGCCGGCAAGCUCCGCACCCAAAGCGACGUCGAUUCGAUCCUCGCCCGCCUCCACCGCCACGUCACCGACGCCGAGAUUUUGAUCAAGAGCGGGGUCCUCCUCGACCCCGCCGUUUCGUCUGUAAGCAGCUCAGCCUCCAAGAGAGAGACCGUGCGGGCCGAGUGUCGGAACCUGGUGACACGGCUUCAAAUCGGGAGUGGCGAGUCGAGGAACUCCGCCAUGGAAUCGCUUUUGGGAAUUUUGCAGGAGGACGACAAGAACGUGAUGAUCGCUGUGGCGCAGGGGAUUGUUCCCGUGCUCGUGCGACUACUCGAUUCGAGCUCGUUCGAGACCAAAGAAAACGCCGUUUUCGCGAUUUCGAUAAUUUCGAUGGUGGAGAGCAGCAAGCACGUUUUGAUUGCUGAGGGUUUGUCGCUUCUGAAUCACUUGAUGCGUGUGCUCGAUUCGGGAAGUGGGUUUGGUAAGGAAAAGGCUUGUUUGGCGCUUCAAGCUCUGAGCUUUUCGAAAGAGAACGCUCGGGCAAUUGGGUCUGGAGGUGGGGUUUCGUCGCUUUUGGACAUUUGCCAGGCCGGCACGCCCGGUUCGCAAGCUUCGGCAGCUGGGGUGUUGAGAAAUUUGGCUGGGUUUUCUGAGAAUCAAGAGAAUUUCGUGGAGGAAAAUGGGGUUGGUGUUCUUUUGGCGCUUGCCAGUUCUGGGACGGCUUUAGCCCAAGAGAAUGCAAUUGGGUGCUUGUGCCAUUUGUUGUCUGGUAGCGAAAGUCUGAAGCUUUUGGUUGUUAAGGAAGGUGGGAUUGAGUGUUUGAGGAAUUUCUGGGACUCUUGUUGGAACAAUAACACCCGUAGUCUUGAGGUUGCUGUUGAGUUUUUGAGGCACUUAGCUUCGUGCUCCCCGAUUGCGGAAGUUCUGGUUUCUGAUGGGUUUGUAGCUAGGCUGGUUGGGGUGUUGAGUUGUGGUAUAUUAGGGGUGAGAAUUGCAGCAGCUAAGGCUGCUUAUGAACUUGGGUUUUGCUCAAAAACCAGAAAGGAGAUGGGUGAGUGUGGCUGCAUUGCUCCUCUGAUCAAAAUGUUGGAUGGUAAAGCCGUUGAAGAGAAAGAAGCGGCUGCAAAGGCCUUGUCAACGUUGAUUCUAUAUGCCGGAAAUAGAAAGUUGUUUAAGAAACAUGAAGGUGGAAUUGUGAGUUCAGUUCAGCUUUUGGACCCUUCUAUCCAGAAUUUGGAUAAGAAAUACCCUGUUGCUUUACUAGCCUCCCUUGCUCAUUCAAAGAAGUGUAGGAAGCAAAUGGUUGCUGCCGGUGCGUGUCUACGUUUGCAGAAACUUGUGGACAUGGAAGUAGAGGGGUCUAAGAAGCUCUUGGAAAGCCUUGGUCGUGGUAAGAUUUGGGGCGUUUUUUCCAGAUCUUGA